Arabidopsis arenosa is the source of this 641-nucleotide messenger RNA. The record is from the annotation of a GenBank genome assembly. NCBI's taxonomy places the organism in Eukaryota, Viridiplantae, Streptophyta, Magnoliopsida, Brassicales, Brassicaceae.
CCUCUUUUAGGGUAAGUUACUCAUAGUCUCCCAAUCUUUAGACAUCAAGGUAGUGGAAAUGGAAGUGCCAAUGGACUGUCCCGGUUGCGAGAACAAAGUUAAGAAAGCUCUUGAAAAGAUUAAGGGAGUCCACGAUGUUCAGAUAGACUCGAAGCAGCAGAAAGUAACGGUGACUGGUUCGGCCGAGCAGAAGAAAGUUCUGAAAGUUGCAAGGAAUGUUACAAAGAGAGAUAUAUGCUUAUGGUCGUACCCUUACAACCCCGAAUCUAAUGGAUAUAACGACAGGUACUUCAAGAAGAAGUUUCGCAAAAGAAUCAACAUGUCGGUGAACGGUGAGAAAGUGAGUUCCUACAACUACCACAAGCAUGGCUACCACGGACACGAGCAUGGAUACUACCAAGAACGGCCUUAUUCAGGUCUUAUCGAUCAGACCGCUAGUUCUAUGUUCAGUGAGGAAAACCCUCAUUUCUGCAGCAUCAUGUGAACGAUCUUCUUACUUCAGCAACUAUGUGGGUGGAACAACUUUUGUUCGGUUUUUAUUUGGUUUUGGUUAUGCUUCAUUGUAUAUAAAUAAUAAAUCAUAGAACCGGAUCGAACCCAAAUAAGGCCGUUCUUUUAUGUUAUAAAAUUGUUUUGGUUUU